Medioppia subpectinata is the source of this 392-nucleotide messenger RNA. NCBI's taxonomy places the organism in Eukaryota, Metazoa, Arthropoda, Arachnida, Sarcoptiformes, Oppiidae. The record is from the annotation of a GenBank genome assembly.
CUACAGUAGAGGUCGAGACGGCUGUUGUCGAGCACAGAGCCGUCGCAGAGGCGGCAGCCGUUUCGGCCCCGCAUCCCAUCAAAGGCCAGUGCAUUCACGUGUUUGUUGUCCUCAAUAAUGGCUUUGAAAUGACCGCCGAUUUAGAGAUGGAUAUCAAACGCAGAGUUCGUAACAAAAUCGGAGCUCUGGCCGUUCCGGACGUGAUUUAUGCGAUCAGUGCUCUCCCGAAGACUAAAUCGGGUAAAAUUAUGCGAAGGAUAUUGACUAAAGUGGCCCAAAAUGACCACAAAUUUGGCGACACGUCCACAAUGGCCGACGAGUCUGUACUCCAGGAACUGUUGACUACCCGUUGUAUCUCGUAUUAAACAAUUAUCUAAAAUAUAAUAUUGUUA